CUGCUAUCUAGGUAACAACCUGUCGACCAUACCACCCUGCCCAGCUCGCGCCCCGGAGAGGUCACUCUAGCUUCGCCUCUCAGUGUGGAAACAACACGGGAAGCACAUGAUUCACUGUUAGGAACACCCUGCUGAAGAUGGUUGAACCAGGAAAUAAGGGAUCCGAACGCCUGAUGACAGUGCCCAUGCUCCCACUCUUACAUCCACAGCAGAAGCAAAGAACAAGUCUUAUACCAACAUCAGCAACGUCACCAAGAAAAUACCCCCAAGGAACACUUCAUCAUUCUGGGUGAUUUCAAUGCCUGAGUGAGUGCCGAUCACGACUCAUGGCCUUCCUGUCUUGGACACUUUGGAGUUGGCAAGAUCAAUGAAAAUGGGCAGCGCAACACAAGGUGUCAUGGCGCCAUCCCUGCUCAAAGCAUUUGCAUCAGCUGGAAUACUGCAAUACUGACCACUCUCUCGUCUGCUGCAAGAUCAGGCUCCAUCCUAAGAAACUCCACAGCUCCAAACAGAAAAGCAAACAUCGCAUCAAUACCACCAGCAUACAGCUUCCAGAGAAUGUUGAAGUCCCUCCAAGAAGCUCUGUCUGUCGCACACCAGCACUGCUCUACCUCUGAGAAAUGGGACCACCUCCGGGAGGCCUUUCAGAAAACAACCUUUGCAACCUUUGGGAAAAAGACCUCUAAGGACAACGACUGUUUUGAUGCCAAGUCCAGCAA
This is a messenger RNA of Penaeus monodon (black tiger shrimp), 719 nucleotides long. RefSeq lists its product as uncharacterized. Lineage: Eukaryota; Metazoa; Arthropoda; Malacostraca; Decapoda; Penaeidae. The record is from RefSeq and is a predicted model, not a curated record.